CGCGAUCGAACAAUCGAUAAUCGACAUCAAGUGAGGCGAUCGAUAAACGUUGUUGUUGUCUUUUUAUACCCAAACGUUAGGGAGAAAUUCGCAAACAUUUUUUACCGGAAGAGAAAAAAGAAAUCAAAUCAAAAGAAAAUGAACUUAAAUCUGUGCGCUAUAGCGCUGCUGCUGUUUGGGAGCCUUGCGGUUGCCCACAGUCGUGCUGUCCUGGACACAGUGGACACUCUCGAUGAUGGCAAUGAGGCCGACAACUCCAUUGAGGCCGAGGAGGAGACGCCGCGUGCCAAGCAGCGCAAUCGUGGCGGACCCUUCGAGGAGGAGUGGCUGAAAUUCACCAAGACACCGCCCACAAAGCUGCAGCAGACACCGGGCGCCACCAUUGAGAUCGCCUGCGAGAUCAUGGGCUCCCAGGUGCCCAGCAUUCAGUGGAUGGUCGGACGUCAGCCUCUCUCGGAGGUCGAGAACCUCGACUCGAAUGCCGUCUCCGAGGAUGCACCUACGGCGAUCGUGCGUGUUCGUUCCGUGCACGUGAUCGAUUAUAUGCUGAGUGCGCCGAGAAUCUACACGUGUGUUGGCAAGACCGGCUCCAAGACGAUCUAUGCCAGUACCACGGUGCAUCCGUCGCACACGGAUGAGGGAUUGGCCGGCAUGAUCGUGCCGGAGAAACCGUAUCAGGGUGCACAUAAGCCCCGCAUCACCUACACCCAGAAGACGCAUCUGGAUCUGAUGGGAUCAAGCAUUAUGCUGCCCUGCAAGGUGCACGCUCGUCCCCAUGCCAAGAUCACCUGGCGCAACAACGAGGACAAGGAGAUCGUGCAGUCGGAACGCUUCCGGGUCCUGCCCAGCGGUGAUCUGCUCAUCUCCAAUCUCAAGUGGGAGGAUAUGGGCAACUACAAGUGCAUAGCGCACAAUGCCGUUGGCCGCGACUCGGCCGAUACCUUCGUCUACCCCGUACUUAAGGAAGACUAAAGAUUCCACCACAAGGCUAUUGGAUUGACACAACAAUUUUUAGUUAGUUAGAUAGAUCAAAUGCCUUUGAAGAUGCGUGCAAAGAAAAUACCAUAAGAAAAAGACACACAAAACAAAAAAAAGAAGAAAAUC
Molecule: messenger RNA, 1104 nt
Organism: Drosophila innubila
Lineage: Eukaryota; Metazoa; Arthropoda; Insecta; Diptera; Drosophilidae
Gene: ImpL2
Product: neural/ectodermal development factor IMP-L2
Exons: 3
Coding region: 139-972 (277 amino acids)
Source: RefSeq, a predicted model, not a curated record